UACUCGAGCACAGUACAAGCCCAGACCGUUCACUCCCGACACACGCAACACACAAGCCACUCAUCGUCUUCCACAAAACUCACACAUUUCGAUAUGGCUUCUCAAGGCGUUGUCUCCGCACGCAGUGCCUACCGGCAACUUCUCCGCGCGACCCGCGUGGCCUUCCACAACGACCUCCGCGUCAUGGUCGCAGCGCGUCAAGAAGCGCGCCGCAACUUCGACAACCACCCUCGCCAGGGCAUCGACACCCCAAUGCAGAUCAACCACGCCAUCGAGGUGGCCAACAUCCUGCGUCACAACAUCGUGCAGGGCGUGCGCGACGACGGCGACGAGAAUGCCAAGUGGGAACUCCGGAUCCACGACGAGAUCGAGCGCGGCGACAACGAUUCCAUCAAGAUCGCCGGGAAGAAGGUCAAGGUGGACAAGCCCUGCUCUGCCUGAUCACGACGAUUCGAUUGUACAGCGACAGACUACAGUCUAAACGGGCGGGGAGGGGGUGCGGUGGUGGAUUGCAAAGAUAUGCAUUGCGGUUUGUAUUAUAGUAUACCCGAAGUUUCCUUUUGUUUUCUCUCUUCUCUCCUUUCUGGCGUCUCUUU
Messenger RNA from Aspergillus aculeatinus CBS 121060, 596 nucleotides. Its product is annotated as LYR motif-containing protein. NCBI's taxonomy places the organism in Eukaryota, Fungi, Ascomycota, Eurotiomycetes, Eurotiales, Aspergillaceae. The transcript has 3 exons. The coding region runs from base 94 to 441 and encodes 115 amino acids. The record is from RefSeq and is a predicted model, not a curated record. Gene Ontology annotation, biological process: mitochondrial respiratory chain complex III assembly.